Messenger RNA from Nerophis lumbriciformis (worm pipefish), 705 nucleotides. The record is from RefSeq and is a predicted model, not a curated record. Lineage: Eukaryota; Metazoa; Chordata; Actinopteri; Syngnathiformes; Syngnathidae.
AUGAGACCCGUGCUCUACCAAGUCCUCGCCGGCUGUCUUUGCCUCUUACGAGCUGCCGCUGAGGAGUCUCAAAUUCCCCGGGAGCUCGUGGAGCGUCUCUCCCGAAGCGACAUCCGGAGCAUCAACGACCUCCAGCGGCUGCUCGAGAUAGACACCGUAGAAAACCAAGUGAUUGAAGAGACCAAACACGACUAUGGCAAGGUCGUCUCUCACGCCUUCGUGGACUUCAAGCGUGCGUACACGCAUGCACGUUACAGGCGAAGUACUGUGGUCGAGGAGGCGUUGCCGGCAGGCUGCAAGGUACGGAGCACCAUCUACGAGAUCCCUCGCAGUCAAGUGGACCCCACUGCUGCCAACUUCAUCAUUUGGCCGCCGUGCGUGGAGGUCAAACGCUGCACGGGCUGCUGCAACACUAGCAACAUGCGGUGUCAGGCGGCCCGCAAGCACCACCGCACCGUCAGGGUGGCGAAAGUAGAGUAUAUUCGCCGUCGACCCAAAUUAAGAGAGGUGCAGGUCCGACUGGAGGACCACCUGGAGUGCGCAUGCGCCUACAAGCGGCAGCUCGCACCAAUCUCGAACACAGACAACGACGACAAUAUCAGGACUGCUUUCCCGACCUUUGGCUCCCAAGUUCUUGACCUGGGCUUUGUUCUGCUGUCAGGUGCCAGCUUGUGUUCUAUGGGCAUGGAGAUUCCUUCAAGAUAG